AAAACAAAACCACAGCCUUUUUAAUUUAACCAUGGCUGACCCAUACUCUAAUUUCUUCACAGGUCUCUUCAAAUUCAACCCUUUUCACCCUAACAACAAUUCAUCUCCUUCUUCAAACCCUUUUCAUCAUCAUCAUCAUCAUCAUCAUCAUCAAACACAACAACCUCCUUAUUAUCAUCACCAUCAUCAUCAUCUUCAUCAUGAUCGUCACCAUCAUCAACACCACCACAACUUCUUCAACAAUAUCAACCUGCAGAGCAGCCCCUACUAUUCGGCCAGUAUUCUCGGCAGCCAAACGGCACAAAUACCGCCUUCUGCUGCGGCCGUACCGGCACCCCCGUCUUCACCUCCUCUCAGAGAAGCACUGCCACUUCUGAGCUUGAUAACCAGCCCUUCAAAGCAUGAAGAAGAAGAAGAAGAAGAGGAAGACGAAUACGGUGAUCAUGAUGAAAUCAACAGUACCAAUACUACUACUACUACUAAGAACAAGAAAGAUCACCAUCAUAAUCAUGAUCUUAACAUUGAUCAAGAAGAUGAAGAUGAUGAUCAUGAUGAUAAGACCGUGACUGUUGCACUGCACAUAGGGCUGCCAAGCCCUAGCGCUGAAGAGAUGGCUUCUCUUCUCUCCGGUAAAUAUAAUUCCUCUUCUGAUCAGAUGAUCAAUGAUAAUAACAACAAUCAUCAUCAUAAUAAUAAAGAUCAUGAUCAUGAUGGAGAUCAUCACGGUGAUGAUUCUGGGUACCCUAUGACCAGGCUCAACAAAGGUCAGUAUUGGAUCCCUACCCCUUCACAGAUUCUCAUUGGUCCCACACAGUUCUCAUGCCCGGUUUGUUACAAGACCUUCAAUAGAUACAACAACAUGCAGAUGCAUAUGUGGGGGCAUGGAUCUCAGUACAGAAAAGGCCCUGAAUCGCUUCGAGGAACUCAGCCAACCGGCAUGCUUAGGCUUCCUUGCUAUUGCUGUGCACCGGGAUGCCGGAACAAUAUAGACCACCCAAGAGCAAAGCCACUAAAGGACUUCAGAACCCUUCAAACUCACUAUAAGAGGAAGCAUGGAAUCAAGCCCUUCAUGUGUAGAAAAUGCGGGAAGGCAUUCGCCGUUAGAGGCGAUUGGAGGACCCAUGAGAAGAAUUGUGGGAAACUUUGGUACUGCAUUUGUGGCUCUGAUUUCAAGCACAAGAGAUCACUCAAGGACCACAUCAAGGCCUUUGGAAAUGGACAUGCAGCUUAUGGUAUUGAUGGCUUUGAAGAAGAAGAUGAACCUGCUUCUGAAGUAGAACAAGAUAACGAAUUUAUGCAGUAACAUGCACACAUAAAAAAAGAAAAGAAAAUUAAUAGUGAUCAUUUGUCCAAUAUAUAUAUAUAUAUAUAUCUUUGUUUCUCAUCUUUAUGGGAAUAUUAAAGAUAUAUAUAGCCGUUAUUAGAGCUAUAUUUGUAAGCAUCAACUUGAAGGGAAGAGCUAUGUAUGACUCUUCUCCUCUCUUCUUCCUUUUCUUUUCUUUUCUUUUCUUUUCUUUUCAUUUCCUCCUCCUCCUCCUCCUCUUCUUCUAAUCUUUGUUCUUAGUUCUUUAAGUUUCCCCAGCUUCUUUACCGAUGUAGGAUGGAAGCAUAAUCAUG
Molecule: messenger RNA, 1617 nt
Organism: Morus notabilis
Lineage: Eukaryota; Viridiplantae; Streptophyta; Magnoliopsida; Rosales; Moraceae
Product: zinc finger protein WIP2
Exons: 2
Coding region: 32-1303 (423 amino acids)
Biological process (GO): anatomical structure development; regulation of gene expression
Cellular component (GO): nucleus
Molecular function (GO): DNA-binding transcription factor activity
Source: RefSeq, a predicted model, not a curated record